Molecule: messenger RNA, 1056 nt
Organism: Homo sapiens (human)
Lineage: Eukaryota; Metazoa; Chordata; Mammalia; Primates; Hominidae
Gene: IGSF23
Product: immunoglobulin superfamily member 23
Exons: 5
Coding region: 84-662 (192 amino acids)
Cellular component (GO): plasma membrane
Source: RefSeq, marked reviewed
AUUCCUUGCCUUUGAUGUGAGUGAUAGGAGCGGGCGAUUCUGCUUCUCCCUCCAUCUCCCGGCGGGGAUUGUACGGUGAGAGAAUGAGAGCAAAACCUCAGAGCCCCCUUCCCAGGAACCCUGUCCCAGCCUGGUCCCCACCCACCACCACCACUGACCCGAUGCUAGAGAAGGAUGCGGCUGGAGGUGACUUCCCAGCCAACUUGGUCCUCCAACUAAUGCCACUGAAGACAUUCCCAGCUGCUAUCCGGGGAGUCAUCCAGAGUGAGCUCAACUAUUCUGUGAUCCUGCAGUGGGUGGUGACAAUGGACCCUGAGCCUGUGCUGAGCUGGACCUUCAGUGGGGUGCCCUGUGGGAUGGGAGAGAAGCUGUUCAUCCGACGGUUGUCCUGUGAGCAGCUGGGCACCUACAUGUGCAUAGCCACAAACAGCAAGAAACAGCUGGUCUCUGAGCCUGUAACCAUCUCGCUGCCAAAACCCAUCAUGCAGCCCACAGAAGCAGAGCCCAUGGAGCCAGACCCCACUCUGUCCCUGUCAGGAGGCUCUGCCAUCGGGCUCCUUGCGGCUGGGAUCCUGGGAGCCGGGGCACUGAUUGCAGGCAUGUGUUUCAUCAUCAUCCAGAGCCUAAGGACUGACAGGCAGAGAAUAGGAAUAUGCAGCUGAAAUGUGGGCAACUCUCCUGUCAGCUGAAGAGAUGGGUGCUUUGUACCUCUCUAUCCACGUGGAAAAAAAAACCCAUCCCAUAGCUUCCAAGUCUACAACAUCUCUGUUCAAGGGAACAACCCAACGUAACCAGACUCCCUUUGCCCUGUUUCUGAAACACCUGAAGAAAACAUCUGAUGGGUUGACUCGGUGCCAUCCUUGGUCCCAUCGCCGUGACACGUUGUGCAAGCAAAGCAUCAGAGGCUCAUCCCUGUCUGUGGGAGCUCAGUGCUCAGAAAACAGGGGGGAGGUUUUACCUUGGAAAUUGGCCAGACCCCAAAAUAUGUCUUUUACACAUGCUGCUUUUUUUUUCUCUUUUUCAAAAAGAACCAAAAAAUAAAUUAAAACACCACCA